Molecule: messenger RNA, 3182 nt
Organism: Oncorhynchus mykiss (rainbow trout)
Lineage: Eukaryota; Metazoa; Chordata; Actinopteri; Salmoniformes; Salmonidae
Gene: fibcd1b
Product: fibrinogen C domain containing 1b
Source: RefSeq, a predicted model, not a curated record
GAACGGAGCAGAACGGGGAGCCUGGGUGGAACGUGCCGCGCGCAUGACAGCUUCAAAGGAACGCAGCGCCGCGCGGCAGCACACACAUUGAGCCCGCUAAUCUGAACCCCUGCACCGCUCUUGUCAAAAGCAUCUGUGUGAAAUAACCCUCCUCAUGCAGAUCAGCUUCUAAACUAGGGCAGGCUUUAUCCCUCAUCUGUUCCGCGUCGCCGCCGACCAGAGCCUCAUAGUCAGCAGUGGAUAGUGCAGGGAUGAAGUGGACCGCAUAGCAAGAAAUCAUGCGAUAGGCUACUGCACCUUGGCUUUCUCCUUUUCACUCAAAACGUGACACAGUCUGGAACUAUCCAGACGUAAUUUUUUACUAUUUCAACAAUACUGAGGAUAACACCUAGUUUGCACUUCCUGAACGAUUGGAGACCGCAAAGGAGAUAUUUUUACCCAGACAAAUUUAUUUGGAUGACCGGCUUUCCAAGUGGCUUUUUUAUCGGAUUCUCUACUACUUGGACUUUAACGGUAAAAAAAAACUACCGAAGAAAAUCCGAGAAAUCGAAGUUCAGUUCUGUAACUACGUUACAUAUGAGUUGACUAUGUUUAGUUCCCCGCCACUCCUUCUAGAACCGUAGCCAGCCCCUGUGGUAGAGAAGUUGUUUAGCUUCUCUCUCCCUCUGUGCGCGAACACUUAGAGCUAACACCCCUUUCUAUGUAGUAGAUCGCCUGGAAAGAUACACAAAAAUAGAGCGUUCUCCUUCACCCCCGCCUCGUACCAACAGGCGGUUCUGGUCUAAAGGUUCUCCAGAGAAUGGUAAAUGGCCGAUGGGGAAUCAUGAACAGCACUUUGGAACUCGAAGAUGGACCACGGCAUAAAAAACAGACAUUCUGUGAGUGUGUACCAAGCUCCUCCCAGAUCAAACACCGCUGGUCAGACUCAGACACAGUCAGAGAGACCCCCUCACCCACGAAGAGGAUGAGCUGCAGCUACCUUCUGUGCACCAUCCUCCUGUUCGUAGCCGUCCUACUCGCCGUCACGGUAACCGGCACCAUCCUCUUCAUGAACCACAACCAGGCCCCGCCCAUGUCCGACGGCCCUCCCCACAUCUCCACCAAUCAGGACGAGGCCAACGCCCUGGUCACCGUGGAAAGGGGCGAUGGCUCGCGCAUCAACAUAUUUAUUGACCCCAACUGUCCUGACUACAAUGGGAACUUCCUGCGCCUGGAGGGGGUGCAGACAUCGCUGCUCCACUCGCUGACUGACCACGACGCUGACCUGAAGUCCGUCAAAGGUCAGGACCGGGCACUGCUGGUCAAUCUAGCUGAAGAGGUGGCCAAACUGUCGGCCCACGCUGGUCAGCUGAAAAUGGACUACGAGUCUCUGAGGCGAGGCCAGGGGAGUUUGGGACAGGACCUGAACACACUGCAGACAGAGCAAGGACGUCUCAUACAGCUGCUGUCCGACUGCCAGAUCAACAUGGUGAAGGUGGUGAACUCUGUGAGCGAUGCUCUCAACUCCAUGCAGAAAGAGACGGGUGGACUGAAGGCUCGUGUCAAGGCUGACCUACAGCGGGCACCGGUCAGAGGCGCUCGCCUCAAAGGCUGUGCCAACGGCUCUCGUCCUCGUGACUGUGGCGAUCUGUAUGCUAACGGGCAGAGGGAGGAUGGCAUCUACUCUGUGUUUCCCACUCACUACCCCUCCGGCUUCCAGGUCUACUGUGACAUGACCACGGACGGAGGGGGCUGGACGGUGAUCCAGCGAAGGGAAGAUGGCUCAGUCAACUUCUUUAGAGGAUGGGACUCCUACCGCGAGGGAUUUGGAAAAAUCACUGGAGAACACUGGCUCGGGUUGAAGCAGAUCCAUGCUCUCUCCAUCCAGGGCAAUUAUGAGUUGAGGAUUGACCUGGAGGACUUUGACAACAGUACAGCCUAUGCCCAGUAUGGUAUGUUUGGAGUUGGCCUGUUCUCUGUGGACCCUGACGAUGAUGGAUACCCACUGACUGUUGGAGAUUACUCUGGAAAUGCAGGCGAUGCUCUGCUAAAGCACAACGGAAUGAAGUUCACCACCAAAGACAAGGACAACGACCACUCGGAGAACAACUGUGCCUCCUUCUACCAUGGUGCCUGGUGGUACCGUAACUGCCACACGUCUAACCUGAAUGGACAGUAUCUCCGCGGGCAGCACACCUCCUAUGCCGACGGCAUCGAGUGGUCCACCUGGACUGGCUGGCAGUACUCCCUCAAGUUCUCCGAGAUGAAGAUACGGCCCACUCGCGACGAGAGCAAAUGAGAAAAAUGAGGAAAUAAAAGAAAAAGAGAGGAAAGGAAUUUGAAGGAAGAAGGUGCUCAUAAGAAUAAAUAUAAAACCCCACACUCAAAAAGACAGCUAUAGGCUGUGGUUCUUGUUCAGCUAUUGUUUGCUGACUGACUAAAAGGACAUCUUUGAUUGGUAUACUACUAUUGUCUACGUUUCUCUGUGGAACCCUCAUCCCUUCCCCCUGCCCCGCCCCGCUUGCUGUGCCCUCUGCAAAUCCCUUGUCGCUCGUUGCGUACUACUGUUGUGCUGAGGUUUUUCAUGCCCCCCCCACCCCCAUUAUCCUUAUCCUUUAUCACUAUCAUUAGGAGAUUGGUUGCCAAUGAUUUUGAGUGUUUCCCUCCUGACAACGACCACACCGCGACACAAAAUUAAUCUGACUCACUCUUACUUCACAGGAUUUCGGUGGCACCUUAACUGGGGAGAACGGGUUUGUGGUAAUGACUGGAGCAGAGUCAGUGGAAGGGUCUCAAAAACCAUGUGUUUGAGGCCAUUUCAUUUGCGCAGUUCCAACCACUACUAUGAGCCGUUCACCCCCUCAGCAGCCUCAACUGUCUUACUUAAGUCUCUCUUUCUCGUGUUAUUUAUAUCUAGUCAUCAAUCAAUGAUCUGUCUUUUCUAUCUGAGCCUUGACCUUGACCUCUCUCCUGUGAUAGUUGCACCUUGUAGCCAGUAGUUCUAUUCCCACAGUCCUUUACUGCGUUGUUUCCAGUCAGCGAAGUGUGGCGUUACCGUGUGACCUUUGAACAAGUGGCUGAGUCAGAACAGGAGAUGUGGCUGAGUCAGAACAGGAGAUGUGACAUUACAGUUAGAGAACACACACACACACACACACACACACACACACACACACACACACACACACACACACACACACACA